This is a messenger RNA of Rhagoletis zephyria (snowberry fruit fly), 2224 nucleotides long. Its product is annotated as probable serine/threonine-protein kinase mkcB. NCBI's taxonomy places the organism in Eukaryota, Metazoa, Arthropoda, Insecta, Diptera, Tephritidae. The record is from RefSeq and is a predicted model, not a curated record. Gene Ontology annotation, molecular function: protein binding.
UAUACAUACAUAUGUAUGUGUACGAAUUCAUUAAAUUCAUGUUUUCGGAAUUCCUAAAUAAAGGGUGGAGAAAAUAACGACGUUUACAGACUCCCAAGUGUACAUGUGUCGGUGUUUGUUUGUAUUUUCAGCGUCAUUGUUGUCGCCAUUCUUAUCAACCCAACGUUAUAUACGCGACUUCUUCCGCUGCGGUGAACAGUUCAACGCCAGCAAUUUAAAAAUAAGCACAAAAUUUCUCUGAGCGCUACGACAACGAUUGUUAACUUAUACAAUUAUAUUAUUAUUAAAAUUAAUUCAGUUCAAUAGUAAAAAAAAUCGGUUUUAAUUGCGGCGAAUUGAUUUGGGCGAUAUAUUUAUUGGGUUCAUUUAUGGAAAAUGGUAUCACUUCCGUUGGUUUUGUGAAUUGCUUCCUGUCGUAGUAGUAUGACAAUUCCAUCACGUCCUGCACCUGCGCCUCCAGUGGCGCGUGGUCAAAGUGCUGCUGCCGGUGCCAAUGCUAGUAUCGAGCAGCUGCGCCGUCAACUUCAUCAGCAACAGCUGCAGCAGCAACAGAAUGGUGGCGUCCAGAAGUUAGCCAUAAGUUUACCGCCACCACCAAAAGGUCCCACCUCUGCCAUGUCAAUGGCCAGUCGUAACAACAGCAUCAGUAGCAACAAUAACUACAACAGCCACCAAUCAGCGAUAACACGCAAAUUUCCACAAGCACGCUACACGCCCACCACAAACUGGGAUGAUGAUCCAUUUCGCAUUAAUGCGUCAUCAGCCACCAAUACAAAUGGUAAUUGCAAGAAAGUGCCACCACCACGUCCGCCGCCACCCAAAGUGCAGGUGAAUGGCCGCAAAGCUCCACUGCCGCCUUCGACGCACUCAACAAAAUUGUUAAGCAACAUAUUCAGGAGCAAGAAAAACAGCAACAGUAGCAGCAGCAACAACAAUAACAAAGCAAGUAAAAUAUAUGGUGUCAGCAGUGGUGUCUACGCCACCAACAAUGUCGCAGUUACAACAACAACCAACAGCAGUAGCAGUAACACAAACGCCUGGGCUGCUGUCACUUCCACUGCAGUAAAUGGCAGCAGCGGCGGCAACAGUUGGCAGGCGAACUGGAACAGCAGUUACACAUCGACGUCGCUUACGUCUUUGGCUGUUGGCAAUAGCAACGCAAGUGCGUCCGGCGUAGCGGAAGCACAGCUUAUCAGUUUCGACUCGCCGCCAAGUUCGCCAACAUUUACACAGAAAUCGAAUAGUGAUUGCCUCAGCGUCGAUAGUUUCAGCUCCGAUUCGAAUUUCAGUUCGCCCAACAAUGGCAGCGUCUCUCAACCGGAAAGUGGCUUCGAGGAUGAUUUCAGCGCGCGCAGCCGUCCAGCCACAACGAGUCCCCUCGAUCCAUGGGAGGCUUUCGAUAGCGGUUUCAACACUGCUACCGAUAGUAUUUACGGCAGCACAGCCGCUACGAGUACCAUUGGCACUGCGCCAGUACGCAAUCUCAACACAAUCAACACACGCAUCCAGUCCAGCAACGACAAUCCGCUUUGCAAUGGCAAGAGUCUUUUACCGCCGACGCCCACUCUUAGUGUGCCAACGAUUAUCAAACCGAAAAUAUCGCAGAAGCCACGUGCGCCCAAGCCGCCAGUGCUGCCGAAGCCGCAGCUAGCGUAUGGUGGCGAAGAUACGCCACCAACACCGCCAUCACCACCCAUGCCGCUGUGUGCGCCACCACCGCCACCAAUAAGCGUUUCAUUACUGGACGUGAUAUCGGGAAAAGCAGAUGCACUGCAACUGGGAGGUGGUGGUUCAUGCUUUGGCAGCGGUAUGGAGGAAACGAGACCAUAUGGCGUGGCUUUGUACGACUUCGAAGGUAUCGAAGAGGGUGAUCUUAAUUUUAGGGAAAAUGAGAAAAUCUACUUACUGGAACAGAUGAGCGCCGAAUGGUAUCGUGGUCGUACGCGCUCUGGCUGUGAAGGUAUCUUUCCAGUAAACUAUAUCGAUGUAAAAGUGCCAUUGGAUGAGGUGGCGUCGACGAUGGCUCCUGGUAGCCAACAACAAAUAAGCAAACCGUUACGCGUAAGAUGUCUUUACAAUUUCCCAGCUGAAUGCGAUGGUGACUUGGCUUUGAAGGUAAGCAAAAGAAAGGAGUUAUUGGCAUAUAUCGGCGGUGCAUACGAAGAAAAAUGCGCGAUUAUUUUUACGGCGAAAAGGGACGCGUAAAAUAAAUAAGACGCCUAGA